AUGAGCGACGCGGCGGCUCCCCCUACCUUCUCAGGGACGACGCCGACGGAAUCCCGUCCGACGGACAACAGAAUUGCCCUCGUCAUCGGAGUCUCGUCAGCGUUCAUGGCAAUUGCGGUACUCUUCAUGGCUCUCAGGGUAUACAUCAGGGGAUACAUCUUGCGAGCAUGGGGACUGGAUGAUUCAAUGUUUAUCUGGGCUUCUAUUCUUCUCGUUGGGCAAUGUGCCGUGGUACAAUGCAGCGCGAUAUACGGGGCAUUUGGCUCGCAUGUGUGGACGAUGCUGCCCUCAGAAUUGAGGGCAGAAGCCCAGUACCUGAUCGCAAACGUCUUCAUGUAUCAAGUUUCCUUCGCCUUCGCAAAAGCGACCUUUCUGCUCCAAUACCGCCGAGCCUUCGCCCUCCCUAGCAUCAGGCUUUUCUGCGAUGUGUUUUCUGGGAUUCUUUUCGUCAUCGUAACAGCCAUGCUGAUUUACUGUGGGAUCGUCCUGGACCGGUAUACCUCAAACGGGCUUUCACCAAACGGCAAAAAGCCCGAUUUCCUGGUCUUUGGCUACGUCAACGCCGCUGCACAUCUUGUAACGAAUAUCAUCAUCUUCAUACUGCCCAUAGCUCUCGUCCAGAAGAUGCGCCUUGCCCCGAUGCAGAAAGUUGGUCUGAUUGCCAGUUUCGGUGUCGGCAUUUUUACCAGCGCGAUAUCUAUCUUGAGAAUAGUCAGUUUGCCUAUCGGUCUCGACAGCAACGACCCAUCGUACGACGCCGUACCACUGGGCCUCUUGAGCCUCGCCGAACCGACAUCGGCCAUCAUGUGCGCGUGUGCCCCCCUCGUGAGGCCGCUGCUGUCAUGGCCCAGAACGUUGAGAUACGGCAGCCAAAGCCCUCAGAGGCCCUGUUCGGAGGUUGUCGGCGGCUCUAAUAAUACUGGCAGAAUGCAUCUGAGGCACAACUUGCCUCCGCAGUCGCCCGCAAGCCCUACGUCUCCGAAAACGCCUCGGAUGGCUGGUGUAGUCGAUCUUGAGGGCAGCGUCAAUGGGGAUAUUGAAGGCUAUCAUGCGAGCCAGCAGGCAAGAGGGAGCAUUCACGAUAUGGACCCAUUGACCAUGCACCCGUCUACACCUACCGAGAAACGACCGCAAUCAUGA
Messenger RNA from Colletotrichum destructivum, 1140 nucleotides. RefSeq lists its product as uncharacterized. The record is from RefSeq and is a predicted model, not a curated record. The coding region runs from base 1 to 1140 and encodes 379 amino acids. The transcript has 5 exons. Lineage: Eukaryota; Fungi; Ascomycota; Sordariomycetes; Glomerellales; Glomerellaceae.